CUGUCCUCCCACCGGAAAUAAACAAGUGGGAAAUGAAUAGUCAAAUAAGGAUUUAAAAAGAUAACCCCAUGAAAUAGCUGGCCAGGUCGACUAAUCGGAAAGAGUCGCAGAACAAUAGCGUCCAACAUACUGACAUUUUAAAGGUCGAAGUCGGUGCCCGUACAGAGUUACACUUAGCGAUCCAGUGAAUGGGAUAUGGAGUGUGUCGCAGCUGUCCUGGAAGACUUGGAGGGUAAAAAGGACACCCCAGCAGAAGUGGAGUACAAGCACAAUGCUUACACUCAUUUUAUGAAAUCUCACCGCUGUUAUGACCUCGUGCCCACCAGCUCUAAACUGGUUGUAUUUGACACUUCCUUGCAGGUAAAGAAAGCAUUUUUUGCUUUGGUGUCCAAUGGAGUGAGAGCAGCACCACUCUGGGACAGCAAGAAGCAGUGCUUCGUGGGUAUGCUGACCAUUACAGACUUCAUCAACAUCCUGCACCGUUACUACAAGUCCCCUUUGGUGCAGAUAUAUGAGCUGGAAGAGCACAAGAUCGAGACGUGGAGAGAGGUGUACCUGCAGGACUCCUUCAAGCCUCUCGUCAGUAUCUCCCCCAAUGCAAGCCUGUACGAUGCCGUUUCCUCUCUGCUCAAGCACAAGAUCCACCGGCUUCCUGUAAUUGACCCCCUGACGGGGAACACCCUCUACAUCCUCACCCACAAAAGGAUCCUCAAGUUCCUCAAGCUUUUUAUUUCCGAGAUGCCCAAGCCGGCGUUCCUGGGCCAGACCCUGGAAGAGCUCGGUAUCGGCACGUUCCACAAGAUCGCGGUGGUGCGCGCCGACACGCCCCUCUACACGGCCCUGGGCAUCUUCGUGGAGCAGAGGGUGUCUGCACUGCCGGUGGUGGAUGACAGCGGCCGCGUGGUGGACAUUUACUCCAAGUUUGAUGUCAUUAACCUGGCUGCAGAGAAGACCUACAACAACCUGGACGUGACGGUGACCAAGGCCCUGCAGCACCGCUCGCAGUACUUCGAGGGCGUGCUCACCUGCAACCGGCACGAGACCCUGGAGGCCAUCAUCACCCGGCUGGUGGAGGCUGAGGUUCACAGGCUGGUAGUGGUGGACGAGCAGGAGGUGGUGAAGGGAAUCGUCUCCCUGUCAGACAUCCUCCAGGCGCUGGUGCUGACUAAUGGAGAGGAGGGAACUGCUUGAUGAAGGGAUGGGGGACAGUGUCUUUCCUUUUCUCUGGUUUGUGGAAAAGGUGGAAUGCUGGAGGAGGAAGGAAGGGCGGCCGAGACCGAGACAAAAACCAGGAUGCCCUGUUAAUGUUUCUGAACAUGCCCUUACACCCACAUACACACAUUUACAUGUUUAACACACACAUACGCUAUCUCUUUCUCUUUUUCUGCAUUGCAAGCGGAGGGGUCAAUAGAUUUUUCCAGUAGCAAAGCAGAUCAGGGGCAGCACAUCAGAACCCGACCAAAUAAACACCAGACCAGCAGAAAUAAUAGGGGCCAGACGGGGCCCAACUUGAGCUGACGCUGUCAGUCUUACACUUUUGUACAUGUAGUGCUGGAGUUGGAGACUGGGGGCAUCUCGUUUUAUUUUUCCUAACAUUUAGGGGAUCAAUUCCAUGUUUAGGAACAAAUCUUCCAUUCCCAUAUUUUUAGAUCAUUUCGUCCAUGUUGUGGAAAGGGACAGUGAAUGUGAAUAGUCUAACUGUAGGAGGCACCCUCGGUGCUAUUGCUUCUCUGUAGACCAUACUGGGCUCUUAGUGAAAAACCAUAUUUGGAAGUUGCUUCCACGCUGUCUAGCAUUUUUGUAUUCUUUUUUUUUUUUUGAGGGGGGAUAGGCAGGGGGAAGCUAGAAUUGGCAACGUGUCCAACGGCUUAGUAAUGUGAAGUCUUUCGUCACAAAAAAGGAAUUAUUAUUAUUUGAAUUCAUAUUCAUUUCAUGGAUUGCCUUUUAACAGACACAAUGUCUGAAUAUUUAUAUAAUCAUGAGAUGUGGGUUUUGAUCAUUUGUUUGGUAUUAGCUUUUUCUUCCUGUGACCAUUUUGUGCAAAAAGGAUUGAGCUCCGUGCCCAGAAUUAGAAUUUGGUUUAUUUAGUCAUUAUUUUAAAGUGUGGUUCUUUGUUAUUUGUUAAUGUGUAAUGCAGUUUUAUUUCAUACCUUCCCAUGUAGCCUGAUUAGCUUCGUACUAUAACACAAGGUUAAGCCAGACUGUGGUAUAUCCAUGCACUGCUGCCAAUGCGGAAGACUAGCCAUGUGAACGCAUGGGGCUGCCUGGUCAUGGGCUGGCACCGAUGCAUGGAAGCCUUCAUGUGUCCUAACUCUGAUUGGUUAAGCUUGUCACUGACAUGUUGGGAGAUAAGGUUUUGGAUUGGACCAUACAGCAGGGGGGCGUGUCCCAGCCAGCUCAGUUUCCCACAAAUGGACAGAAGGUCCACUCUCAUCCCGAGACCAAAUCAACUUCUUCAAUCGUUGAUUAAUUGAGUAAAUGCAAAAACCAGCAGACCCCGUGGUUCUCAAAUAGUUAAGAGUACAGUUAACCUCCACAUCAAACCCCAUUUAGAAAAUGUUAAGCAAUUAACCUUCUAGGGAUAGGUCCUUUUUGUAAUCAAAAGAGGAUAUUGGAAUUGGCGAUAAUGCAUAAAAAUGUAAUCAGUCCAAUCUGCAGUUUUUACCUGCAUCACUUUCACAAAAGAUAUAUUGUGAAAAGUGAUAUAAAGUAAUUAAUGAGCACAAAUGUAAAGAUUUGCCACAUAACGGUAUAAAGGUAUGUGUGCAUAUGGUGAUGAGCAUUAUUUGAACUUUGCUAAUCUUAUACCAUGGGUAUAGGUUAGGAUGGCACUGGCAGCCUUGGGGAAAAUGCACAAUGUCUGGACCGUACCCUGCGUAAUACGUGCACAAAUAUAUAAAAUUAAAAUAUCAAAAGUUGUCGGCACAAAGUCCCCUGAAUUUGUCAGAAAGCCUCUGAAACUGUCUUCACAAAGCAGCCCUGAGCCAAGCAAGAUUUUGUUACAAAGUAUACUUACUUUGGUUUUUUCAACAGUUCUUGAAAUAUCAAUUAAGUAUCAUGUCAGUUAUCAAGUUCUGCGAGAAAGGGGGGUAUAUGGGCAGUUCCUAAUGCCCGAUUACAUUUGCUGUUUUUAUUCAAAAUGGACAUUCUCUUCUGAACGAUUAUUUUUUCAGAACUAUGAAUAGACUGUAUACACGUGUAUAUAUCAGAACAUCAAUGUUUUUCUAUUCAUGUAAAUUUUUAAUUUGAUGCAUGAGAAAUAAAUUAGAUUUUCUUUUUA
Conger conger (European conger) is the source of this 3280-nucleotide messenger RNA. It is a transcript of the gene prkag1, whose product is annotated as protein kinase, AMP-activated, gamma 1 non-catalytic subunit. Bases 196 to 1191 code for a protein of 331 amino acids. The record is from RefSeq and is a predicted model, not a curated record. NCBI's taxonomy places the organism in Eukaryota, Metazoa, Chordata, Actinopteri, Anguilliformes, Congridae. The transcript is spliced from 13 exons.